Guyanagaster necrorhizus is the source of this 1646-nucleotide messenger RNA. RefSeq lists its product as uncharacterized. Bases 168 to 1256 code for a protein of 362 amino acids. The record is from RefSeq and is a predicted model, not a curated record. NCBI's taxonomy places the organism in Eukaryota, Fungi, Basidiomycota, Agaricomycetes, Agaricales, Physalacriaceae. The transcript is spliced from 7 exons.
UCCUGAUCCCACAGUUGUCCCAAUAUGACGACGUAGGCCGAUUGAGGGCGAUAGGCCCUUCAGAAGCAAAGUUGUGCGUUAAAGCUUGCACGUGCGAAGCCAACCAGAUUUAACUCCGACGUAGGACGUCUUUUUGCCACCAUCGCCGCAGCUCUGAGCCAAGUGCUAUGAAUUACUCUUCCAACCCUUGGUCUUCUUCAGGUUCCCCGCCUCCAAGGUACAAUACCUUCCCAGAUGACGACGCAGGUCCAAGCAAUGAGCGGAUGCCCUUGAACCCGCAAAAAAUACAGAGAUUUAGAAAGUGCUCGUCCUUGAAGGCCAUCAUCAUCCUUCUCUUGCUAACGGGCACCAUCUGGCACUUUAUUGACGACUACUCGAACAUCCACCGCUCGGACGUCCAGGAGAGGAUCCGCCAUCGCGAAAAGUUGGAACGUCUGAAGCGGAUCGAGAACGAGGACGCGCAGAGAAAGCUGGCGCAUGAGCGAGAGGACGAGGAGCGACGUUUGACGUUCGAAGAAGAGGACCAAUGGCGGAAGGAAGAGAGGGAAAAGCAGGACAGAGCAAUCGAGCGCGAGGAGGCACAGAGAAAGCGGCGUCUCCAACAGGAGGAUGACCAGAGACGGCGCGCGCAUGAGGAAGAAGACAACAGGAGGAAAGUAGAGAAGGAAAGAGAGGACAGAGCCAUCCAGGCCCGAGAGAUCCUUGUAGCGCGCAGAGAGCAGGCUGUCCAGGUGAAGGACGAUGCGAUGCGGGAGGAUGAAGAACGCAGGAAGCGCGCAGCGUUGACCUGGCACGACUUGACGGCGGAGAAACGGUGUUUGGGCUACGAGAAGAGGAUGUAUCACGCGGACCUGAUAAACAUACCUUAUGGGGAGGAUGCGCAGAGCUGGUGCAUGAGGACGGCCAUCGAUAUCCAUGGAGUCACGUAUGACCAUCCGGAGUUUUGCACGAAAGAGAGACAGGAUGGUGCCGUUAGGAUCGUUGGACAUUGGACCGUCACAUCAAAUGAACCAACGUGCAAGACGUGGUGGGGUAAUCACAAAAAGAAAGGCUGCCACGGCUCCCACAAAAUGCGUGUUGAAGCACAAAUGUUCAACCAUCAAGAGCCGUGGGACAACUGGGCUGAGAUGUGUUUCUCUACCCCUUCUGAAUUCGCCUGGGAUAGCUUUCCUCACCCUGAUACGUGUGAGAACAAGGGGAAACAUGGUAUAAUUUGUAGUUGGUUCAUCGAUGUCGAUGAGAGUGAGUGCCCGUGAACGAUAUAAAUGUAUUUCGUUAUAUUAGCUGUCUCUUGCCAUCAACCGUUGUAACAAAUAACUUGUAUAACUUGUUUUCAAUGCAGAAUUGCAAUGCAGAAUUAGUCGCCAUGCAAACUUGAACGCCGUUGCAUAUCGAACUCGUAGCUCGUGCAUCUGAUUGUUCAACGUUCAGCAGUCAUGUGUUCGUGCCAGUAAAAUCUCGUAGCUACGCUUUUCUCUUUCUUCUUUCUUUACUCGAUUGACUGUGUACUACGUACCAAGUCAAUACCGUAUUCGUGACGUGAUCUCUCGUGUUUCCACCCCGCUAGGAAUUAUCCUAACAAAGGACAUAUCAUCUUCGCCACCUGAACGGCUUUCCUCCGUUACGGAAAGAGGUACAGUGAUUUU